Messenger RNA from Prunus armeniaca (apricot), 201 nucleotides. Lineage: Eukaryota; Viridiplantae; Streptophyta; Magnoliopsida; Rosales; Rosaceae. The record is from the annotation of a GenBank genome assembly.
AUGUGGGACUUUGUGCAAGUCGUUGCGGUGGUGACACUUGUCAUGGAGAGUGGUUUUGGCAAUUUGGGAGCUUUGGCAGUAGGAGCUUCGGUAGGUGUUUGGCACCUCGGAAGAGUGUCUUCCUUCGGCAUGGGAGAAGGCGUGUCUGCCUUUGGUGCUAGUUGCUUUGAGGCUGGAUAUGCUCGGUUGAUUAUGGUGUAA